UUGACGGACACUUUUUGUGAAGAGUAUACCGUGUGAAUAUUUGUGUCUGAAAAAUAAUCUAAUCAGAAGGCAAGUGACUAAAUGCUUGAUAGUAUUAUAAAUUUUUCUAUAGCAUUCGGAGUGGGCCAACAAGUCUCAACAUUUCACUAAACAUCCUGUUGGUCAAUUGUCGAAACUAGUUGCGAAAUUGUAAUUUUCUAUUGUGUCUAUGUUUUUGCCAAGUGUUUUUCUGCCAGUAUGUUAUUGAUGAUAUAUAGCAAAUAGAGUGUCGUUUAAUUUUAGCGCAAGUAAAAGUGAUACAUAUUUAUCUGUUUUACAUAUUCUUUGAGAUGCAAAUAUUUACAUUUAUUUUCAAAUAUUUCGAAUAUGGAUUGCUUAUAAAUCGAUCCUUUUCGAAAGAUUCAAGUACUGUCGGCGAUACAUUUCUUGGAAUUACACAUUGAUGUAAGUAAGAACGAUGUGAGUUCUCUUGCCGAAUUGCGGUCAAAGGAACGUUCGACAAACACAAGUGUGAUAAUUAUUGUACGGAAUUGUCAAUUACUCAUGUACUUGAGGGAACAUAACGUUGUUAUUAGUUAGUAGUGUUUUUUUAUUAAUGGUGACUAAAUAACUGUACGAUUGACUGCUAAUCGUGCUUUAAAGGCAGCUUGCAAUUGAAUGAUGUCUUGAAGAGUGGAAGUGCGUGGGUGUUAUACUUCAUAUAGCGAUCUGUAAAUGAAGUGAUUCCGUAUUGGCUUGUUGCCUAUACAAAUCUUUGGGCGUAUACCAAUAGGAAUAUGUGGCUGUGUUGCCGAAGAUGCUGAACAAGCUUGUGCCACUAACUGGCAAGUAUUAUCCUUCCGCCUCAGGACAAAAGAUCUAAACUCAUCUGUGUUGCUUUACUGUCGUGUUGUACAGACACAAUGCGGGUCUAUUCUCUUGCUGAAUUUCCCCCACCACCUGCGUUGGGCAAAGUGACCUUGGAAGAGUCCGAUGGCCUCGUUUACAGCGAAAAGGAAUCACCUGAUGUUCUACGUGUAUUUCAAGCCGAUGUGUUCCCCGAGUUGACGUUCAUACGUAUCCAAGAUGAAUUGGCUAGGCCUUCGUCAACAAUAUCAAUGUCUGCGAAAAGCUGCAUUCUUCGUCAACAGCCAAGUGACCAAUGGGCCCAACUCUGUGAAGCAUACGUCGACCACGGUCUUUAUGGCCUUCUUGAUCAUCUGUCAACAGCUGAAACGACCGCUCCACUAAGCGUUAUGGCGGCGCCCGCGCGUCUCUCUUUGAAAUGCUACCACUGCGCUGGUCGAGUAUACACGUUCCUCAGAGGGCUUCUUUUCCCACAACUUCAGCUAUCUCCGGAGGAGAUUUGCUCGAAAUAUUCAGAGGUAGCCAACUGGCGUUCCGGGAACGUACGUGCAUUGGCAUGGCACCCUGGGGCGAAAAAGCUAGCAAUCGCCCUACGAAACGACUCGGUGAUCUUGUAUACUAAAAACUCCGCGAUCAGCUCGGAGUUAAAACAUCCCAAGCAGAAGAACGUUACCUGCGUCGCUUUCAGACCGUUCAGUGGCUCGCAUAUCGCGGUCGGUUGUGAGACGGGUUUGCUGUUGUGGAACAUUCCGGCCGCGAUCGUCGUGAAAACUCCUACCAUGCAUUCAGCCACGCAAUUUCUCCCGGGAACCCUAAUCAGUUCCGUAGCUUGGCAUCCCGCCGGAAGUCUUCUGGCAGUGUGCUCGGCUCGUUUUGGUGAUAUAAAUGUAUUUGACGUUGCAACUGGGGAAGCUGUUCCUUUGACGACGUUUUCGCUUUUACCAUCGGCUCAUUUACUGCGAUGGUCUCGGGACGGUUUCCGGAUUUUCGCCGCAUGUCCGAACGGCGGGUUCAACAUCUGGCAAGGAAGUCCCGUAUGGGAUGCGCAAAGAUACACAUCGAAAGUUGUUACGACGGGAUGCUGGAGUUACGAUGGAUGUCAGCUCUUAUUUACGGUUGAAGGCGAUCCUAGCGUUUAUCAACUCAGUCUUAACCCUGUUGGAGAACCGAUGGCCGCGAUACCCAGGCCGCGUGCUAUCAUCAGUCUUGACGGCCAUCCUGAUGGAAUUUCGGGAGAGGUUUCAAUCAUGGAGUGGGAGCGCAACUGCCAAAGGCUAGCAAUUGCUUUCAAGCAUCCCUCAAAUUUGAUUGCUAUCUUCUCAACAAAGAUCAAACCAUUGUUCGAUAUCAAACCACUAGGUUUCUUCCGUGGACCGUCUUCUCCCGAAGCGAUGAAGUUCUGCGAGGACCAACAAGAGGGCGGGAUCCUCACUGUCUGCUGGUCGAGCGGGCAAGUUCAACACAUUCCAAUGCACUUUGAAGUGCCUGCAGGGGACCGUUCAAUUGUCCUCAGUCGGGCUGCCGUCGGCGAACUCAGUGGCGACUUUUCCAACGAAUCUCCCCAGCAGUCACAACUAUAUUAAAGUGGACUUUUUAGAUAAUUGGUAUAGCCGUGGCAGAUUUGAUUGGGUAAGGGUGGAUGAGUAGAAUGAAUAUUUGCACGCUGAAAUUUACGAAUUAUUCCGAUGGGCUAACCUUAUCCGUGUUGCAAGCCGCUGUGAAUAAUGGACAGUUCGUUAUAAAUGCUAACAAAGAAAGCCUUGUUAUCGUUACCAACGGUACGAUACUUGUAACUUUUAAAUAUUCAGGUACAACAGGUUUCGAAAAUCGGAAAAAUAUCACUAUUGUACAUCUCUGAACAUGUUUCGUAAGUAAUACAGGUACUUAAUCGUUUCGGUAUUUGAAAUAGGUUAGUUUAGCUGUAGCUGAAGAGAUCAACGGAGUAUAUCUAGUUUUAAGGAACGAGUAAACGACGUUGAACUAAAUGGAAUGCAUGCGUAUAGGCCUGACAAGUCAUAGCAGGUCAACUCGCGAAUUCGACUACAUGUCGAUAAUGAGUAGAACGAACGAAAAUUGUAUGUAUGAACCUCACAUCAUGAAGUGGAUGUCGAAGGAUGCUUGAGAGCGUAAUUUUCGGUUGUUUGCUGUUUAGCCUUAUGAUAAGGAAAAGGUUACGCAUGUUAAAUAAGGUUAUCUAGUGCAAGUUAUGGCAUUAUUUUAUACAUGUUUUUGUACACCAUGUAAAUACAGAAAAAAAGACGUAUUUUAUAUAAA
This is a messenger RNA of Varroa destructor (honeybee mite), 3120 nucleotides long. RefSeq names its product aladin-like. Gene Ontology annotation, molecular function: protein binding. Gene Ontology annotation, biological process: nucleocytoplasmic transport. The record is from RefSeq and is a predicted model, not a curated record. NCBI's taxonomy places the organism in Eukaryota, Metazoa, Arthropoda, Arachnida, Mesostigmata, Varroidae. Gene Ontology annotation, cellular component: nuclear pore.